Lachancea sp. 'fantastica' is the source of this 1728-nucleotide messenger RNA. NCBI's taxonomy places the organism in Eukaryota, Fungi, Ascomycota, Saccharomycetes, Saccharomycetales, Saccharomycetaceae. The record is from the annotation of a GenBank genome assembly.
AUGUCGAACCACGAACCGGUUUCAGACGUCAGAAAGCGACUUAGAGAACACUGGGGAAAUUUGGAGCGUUCCAAAAGGUCCAAAUUCGAGAAUGAGCAAGGUAGUUCUGGGAUCACACAAGAUGCGAAUACUGAGGUGAUUGAUCUAACCAGUGAAAAGGAAAGUGACGAUGCGGAAACUUCCGAGACAGAUAUAUCCCAAGAUGAACUGCAAGACGUCGAAGAGUCAACGUCGAUAACCAGGGAGGAGCACAUUUUACAAGAUAGCAUUUCUUCUCCUCCUCCUACGACUAUUCAUCCUUUCAGACUGAUGAAAUCAGAAAUAUAUGACCAAAACACAUCGUCAGAACACUUCAUAACUCUGGAAUCGAUGUUUGGGGCACCGAAUUUGUCCAAAUGUUGGCUAUUCAGUUUUCAAUUCGAAUUGGACUACAUCCUGCCCAUCUUUGCAGCGAACACCAGCAUCACCAUAAUUGCACAAAAAGGUACAAUUUUACCAGCAACGUUGCAAACACCCCAAAUACUGAAGCUGGUCGCAAAUUUGGAGACUUUGCUCGUGCAUAUGCCACCUUAUGCGUGUCAUCACUCCAAGUUGGUGGUUAACAAGUUCAAAAACGGCGACUGCUGCAUCUAUAUUCCUUCCAACAACUUCACUUCAGCAGAGACGAAUAUUCCUACGCAAAUAGUGUGGUGCAGCCCGCUCCUCAAAAGAUCUCCUUCUGCGUCACGUCCCUCUGCAUUUCGAACUGCGCUAAUCAGGUACCUCCAAGGCUACCGGGUAGACAUGAAACCUGUUAUCGCGGCUCUAGAGCAAGUGGAUUUUCUUCCGCUCGACGAACUAGGCAUAGAAUUCGUGUACUCACAUCCCGAGAUCGCAUCUUCCGGAUUGCCUCUGCUCGGGAGCAGAUUGCAAGACCAACACCACAAUGCCGGAGAUAAAGACCUUACACAUCAUUAUCUAGCCCAGGUUUCGACAAUAGGGUCGCCGAUCAAGAGUGGACUCCGGUCUCCAGGGAAUCUGUUCCUGAAUUUCAUGAUUCCGCUCUUUUCUGGCCUGAUAAAACCAGAGGCCAAUACCAAGCGCGGCACCAAAGCCUUUGACAUACCAGAAUAUAAAAAGUGGCUUGAGCUUAAUCGAAUCAAACCUUAUAUCAUAUACCCAACCGCCGAAGAAUUGAGAACGAGUCCCAUGGGAUACAUGGCGGGAGGCUGGUUUCACUAUCACUGGAAGCGGAAUGAAGCUAGUCGGGAAUUAUACCAGAAGAUAAAAGAUUGGAAUGUUUUAUACAAGCGCAAUCCUCGAGCGGGCAGCGUCAGGAAAAGCACUCCAGCACAUACCAAGUUUUUGAUGAAAGCUACCACUCUAAGUUCGGAUGCCGCUCCUUUCAAGGAGAUGGAUUGGGUGCUGUUUACCACUGGUAACUUGAGCAUGAAUGCAUGGGGCACUUAUUCUUCCAAACCACGCAACUACGAGGUCGGCGUUCUUUUCAAGUCAACUAAACAAGUCAAGAUUGUAAUCGAAAGUGCUGCUGAUCUGGCCUACAGUAAUUUUAAUGGCGCUGGACGCUCACUAUCAGAGACUCAGUCGAUCGAUAGAAAGAAAUUGAGUGUCAUGAUCCCAUUUGAAAACGUUCCAAUUCCCUACACCGGUGAAGAUGACUCGUUCUGUAUUUCUGCUGCCUAUGACGAGCCCGACUCACUAGGAAACCGCCAUGAACCACACGCGUGA